AUGUUCCAACGCACCAUCCUUAGACAGGCUCAGGCCGCCCGCUCCAUCCUCCCCACCUCCCCAUCCACCGCAUCGCUGGCGCUGCGACGGACAACACAACAGCGUCUGCCCGCUCUCCGGCCAUUCGCGCCCCAGACUUCCCGCUUCUUCUCCACGGAGAAGGAGACCAAGGAAGGUGAGAAUGCUGAGGCCGAGGCUGAGAACACCGACGCCAAGAAGCUCGAGGCCAAGGAGCGCGAAGUCAUUGAAUUGAAGGACAAGUACCUUCGUCAAGUCGCCGAGUCCCGCAACCAGAUCGAGCGCAACAAGCGCGACAUGGAUGCUGCUCGCAAGUUCGCUAUCCAGGGCUUCUCCAAGGAUCUCCUUGACAGCAUUGACAACCUUGACCGUGCGCUCCUGGCUGUGCCCAAGGACCAGCUGUCUGCCCCCAAGACCGAGGAGAACAAGUCUCUCCACGAGCUUGUCGAGGGUCUUGAGAUGACCCAGCGCAUUCUCCUCAGCACCCUUGAGAAGCACGGCCUCGAGCGCUUCGACCCCGCCGAGCUCGUCGAGGGCAAGGCCCAGAAGUUCGAUGCCAACCUCAUGGAAGCCACUUUCAUGGCUCCUUCCCCCCAGCACGAGGACGGUGAUGUUAUGUACGUCCAGAGCAAGGGUUUCCGCCUUAACGGCCGUGUUCUGCGGGCUGCCAAGGUCGGUGUCGUCAAGAACGCCUAA
This is a messenger RNA of Penicillium olsonii, 714 nucleotides long. The record is from the annotation of a GenBank genome assembly. Lineage: Eukaryota; Fungi; Ascomycota; Eurotiomycetes; Eurotiales; Aspergillaceae.